This is a messenger RNA of Lepisosteus oculatus (spotted gar), 10792 nucleotides long. The record is from RefSeq and is a predicted model, not a curated record. Lineage: Eukaryota; Metazoa; Chordata; Actinopteri; Semionotiformes; Lepisosteidae.
AUGUAUGAAGGCAAACACAUACACUUCUCGGAGGUGGACAAUAAGCCAUUGUGCUCGUACAGCCCCAAGCUCUGCAAGCAGCGGCGGCUCAACGGCUACGCUUUCUGCAUCCGCCACGUCCUCGAAGACAAGACCGCGCCCUUCAAGCAGUGUGAAUAUGUGGCCAAGUACAACAGCCAGCGCUGCACCAAUCCCAUCCCCAAGUCGGAGGAUCGCAGUCCCUAUGAACAUCUUCCCACAGGACUGGACUGGUCUGAAGACAGUGCGGAGGAUGAUGAGGAGGUGGAGAGGUUACUGCCGUAUCAGUAUGCUUGGAGAUUACGGGAAAGGUAUUCACAGGACAACUCUGAUGAUAUCGGGGCUUCGAGAAACAACAGGCUGGCCCGCCUUUGCACUUACCUGCAGCAGAAGUACAAGCACCUGUGUCGCCUGGAGAGGGCGGCGACGCGCCAGAAGAGAUGCCGCUAUGCUUUCCAGAAGGCCCUGCUCCACGCUGCUAGCAAAGACCCUGACUGCGCAGGACAGCUGAUUCAGGAGCUGCGCAUGGCCACUCACACACAGAACAGUGUCAGGCCACCCGAACGAGGGGACGCAGACGCGGGGAUCUGCACAGGAAACACUAAGGGCCAGCCGUGUACCAGUGGGGCGCUGCCCUUCACCAGGCACUGUUUCCAGCACAUCUUGCUGAACCGGUCUCAGCAGCUGUUCUCCAGCUGCACCGCCAAGUUUGCCGAUGGCCAGCAGUGCUCCAUUCCAGUCUUCGACAUCACACACCAGACGCCGCUCUGCGAGGAACACGCGAAGAAGAUGGAUAAUUUCCUGCGGGGGGACGGCAACCGCAGAGUCCAGCACCAGCAGCCGCGCAAACCCAGGAAGAAGACGAAGCCUCCGGCCCUCACCAAAAAACACAAGAAGAAGAGGAGGAGAGGACCCCGUAGGCCACAGAAGCCCAUUCCCCCCGCCGUGCCACAGGGCAACCUGGGCAUGCCCUCCAGCCUUGCACUGCCAGCACAGGCCUCCAGCAUCAGGAGCCCCUCAACCCCAGACCUGAGUACAGAUGAGCUUCCUGAUGACAUCACCAAUGACAUCACAGACAUUCCAAAUGACCUUGAGCUCAAUCAGGAGGAUUUUUCUGACGUUUUGCCAAGGUUGCCUGACGACCUGCAGGAUUUUGAUUUGUUUGAAGGUAAGAACGGAGAGCUGUUGCCUACCACGGAGGAGGCAGAGGAGCUGGAACGGGCGCUGCAGGCUAUGACCUCCUACACGGCCUCGCUCGAGUGCCUGAGCUCCAUGGGUGAGCUGACCCAGCCGGACACUGUGGUUGUCCAGGACCUUGCUGACCACCGGGCCAUGGGGGUCUUCUCCGCCUCUUCCGUCCCGGGCGCCGGCAUCGCCUCCCUGGGGCGGGCGGUGGCCAACAGCGAGCUGGGGGACCUGCUGAACGGGCGCAUCCCUCCCGAGAACUUCUCCAGCCUGGAGCUGGACGAGAACCUGCUUCACUCUGCGGGCGGGCAGUUCCCCGCCCCGCCGUCCUCUCAGCCCCCGCACCCUCCCUCCGCCACCAGCGUCGGCCUUACCUCCGCUGCCCCCCCUCCCUCGUCCAACCCGCUGCUCACCCAGAGCCCCCUGACGGAGAGGACGUUCCCGCCACCUUUCCCCGGGCUCCACGAGGGCGGUCACCCCUCGCCACGGACCCACGCUCCCCACCUGCUGGCCAAGCCAGAGGAGCUCCUCCCCCCCCGACAGCAAUACGCCGGCGAGCACUCGCACUCUUCCCCUCACGGCAGCCACUACAGCAGUGAACACGUGCCAUCCCCCUACAGCGACCACAUCACCUCCCCUCACCCGGGCACCUACCCCUCCGGGGAUGGAGGCAGCGGUGGCAGCGCACUGGCAGCUAGUUUUCAGGCAGAGGCACCUCUCCUACCCACGCCUAUCCUCCAGAGUCAGCUGGAGGUGCCCAUGAGCGUGGUCCCGGGCAACCCCCGUCCUUCGUGGAACAACAUGCCCCUCCCCUUGGCUGACCCCAGCCAGUUCGGUAACCUCAUCGGCCCCGAGGGCCACCUGAUCUCCACCUCCCUCUCCACGCCCCCCUCCACCUCGCACUCGGUCACCCUCCAGCCCUCGGCCGCCCUUUCGGCGCUGCCCCAGACAAACUUCGCCGGCCUGGCCGCCGCAGUGGGCUCCUCGGCCGGCCCCCUGUCCUCCUCCUCCCCUUCCUCGUCCUCUUCCUCCUCCUCCUCCUCCUCCACCGCCUCUCCGCACGACCUCCUGACCUCUAACCCCCCGAAGCAGCAGCUUCCGCAGUUCAGCGCCGCCUUCGGCCACCAGCUGGCCUCGCACAGCGGCAUCCCCAAGGACGUCCAGCCCAGCCACAGCUCCACCGCGCCCCCCACUGGCUUCAGCGUCGCGGGCGCCAGCACCGCAAGUGCCAGCAGCGUGACGUCGCCCUUCCCCACGCAGUAGCGGGAGUGAGUGUGAGUGCCGCGAUCAGUACGCUCCGGAGAGAGCAGGCCAGGGGUUUCAAACAAGUCAAACUCACAAGGUGGACUCACUGUUCGAUACGGGGUAGUGCAGGUUUAGUCGCACGUGUGCAGUGAAAAACGUUACGCAUAACACCAAUGGAAAGACUGUGGAAAGUCACUAGUCUUGUAGUGUUGUAGUUGUUUUAAGUAUAUCUACUGUAUUCCUUCAACACAAAACUAUUAAAAAGAAACAGCAUUCCUUGCAUUUGGAGGCAUCUGGUGUCUUCUGAAUAAAGAAUUGAUAGUUGGUAUUUAAAGAGAGACUCUUACAGCAAUGUGAACUUGGCAUUGUAUGUACCUGCUUCUCAGCUAUGCACUUUUGAAACCUAAAACUAAGCACAGAAGUUUUUUUUUUCCGAGCUUCUCAUCAUAGCUGAUCAGAAUAGACGAAGCGCCAAAAAAUAUCUGUAGGACUCGAUUGGUUCAAUUACAAGAAAAGAAAAGUUUAUCUUUAUCUGAAGCUAGGAUUGUUUGGUGUUUUAAAUGAUUUUAAUAAUGUGAAAGGGUGUCGUAUUGAAAUUAUACAUUUUCUGAGCAUAUUUAUCUAAAUGGGGGUAUUCUUCUCGGUUAAAGAUCUUUUAAAUAAAUCAUUUGAAAUAAUUCAGUUUUUUUUUCUUUCUACAGUAAUUGAAAUUGCUUUGCCAGAACCACUUUGUGCUGCAAACCAACAUAGACACAAUGAAUGCGUGUAUCACUUCUUUAAGUUUGCACUCCCUCUUGGGAACCUCUUGCUACAGUUGCUGAGGAACGUAGUCUGAAUUUAAACCUGCAAACUCUCGUAUCAAGGAUCACCCUGCACUGUAGACUGGUACGUUCAUACCACAGACACUCAGGGGCCCUGUUCUACUGCAAAUCCCAGUUUAUUAAUCACAAAGGGUGGGCAUCCCUGCUUCUGGAGUGCUGCGUUGAUUUCUGGGUUUCAUUUCAUCUCAGACCUUCAUGACUUAAUUGAAUAUCAACAUAAUGUACAUUUAGUUGAUAAGAAGUCAGAUCAGCUGUGUUUUCCAGAAAUUAAUCAGGUGCUGAUUGAAAGGUGCCCUCUGAAACCUGCAGGACCUCAGCACUCAAAGACCAGGGUUACCCACCCCUGAGUUAAAGUAACACCUCUUUCUUCCUCUCUACCAAAGCCAUAUUUUUGCUAUUUGUCAGUAGCUGCUUCCUAUUCAUUUAUUGCUGAAGUUUCAUCUUUUACAAUGUGUAAAUGUUUAGUGUAGGGUCGCAAAAGGAUACAGCACAGUUUUAAUGAAUUUUGAGUUUUAAUUGUUACGAAAGGAGUUUUAAUUUGUUCUAAAAUAAGGCUAUUUUCCAGAGAACACACCCAAAUGCACACACAGUGCAUCUUUCCAUAAUGUUCGGCUCUGAACCCUGCUAAAGGGUUUUUAUCAUCUUGAGUUCAGCCCUACUCAGUAUCUAAUAUUACCAUUAAUAGGAGUUUAGAAGGGAUCGUUGCAUUUGUAUUUAAAUUAAAUUUGUAUUAAAACUAAAAGAUAUCCACACAUGGUGCAAUGGCUAUUUUUGAUCCUGCUUAUCCCUGCAUUUCAGUCUUUUUCUGAAAUGCCACAUACAGCAGAUGUCUCAUUGCCCGCAAAAGCAAAUUUAGAAUCAUCCCUUUCCACACAAGGGGAAUCAUAUUAAUGAGAUCAGAUUCUACAUUGGCUAUGCAUUGAUCCUCACAUCCACAUUUUAAUUCUGUUUCAUUUAAUUGCACCUAAGUAUUAACAUGAAGGAUCUUUUAUAAAUGUUUUAAAAAGUCUGAUUGAAAGAAUUGAUUUCACGGGUUUUCUAUCAACAUACUAGAUAUUGCAAUCAAGGGUUUGCAUUGGCUCACAUGAUUGACAGGGAAUAAUAUACCUGCAACACUGGUGCUACUGCUUUCAUCUUCCCCAUCUCAGUAACGUGCAUUUAUGUUUCUUUGAACUUCUAAGACUUCAUAAUUAUUUUUUGAGAUCUGCGCCCCCAAGCUCAGGGUCCGUGUAGAAUUUUGUUAUAGCCUAUCUUGUAGAUGAAAUCAACAUUUUGAAAUUUAAUUUUGUUCAUACGGUUUUAUAAAGUGGUGUUAUAUAUUUUAAAGAAGAAACACCUUUAGAAUGGAUGAAAAACAAAGCUUCAGGAGGGCAGGUUAUAUUGUCAUCGGGUUUUGGGGAUUUCCAGAAUGUAGUAGAAAAUAUCAUCUGAAUCCUGUGAGUUAGAUCUAUAAGUGACCUAAAAUAUAAAACCAUUUUAGCACAUAUUACCCUUUUUUUAUAGAUAUUAUAGAUGAUGAUAAACUAUUACUUAUUGAAGCAGAGUGUAAAAAGACUAAUUAUAAGAAUGCUUAAAGUGUUUAUCAGUUUUGAUUUGAGCUGAAUUGCAUUCCAAAAUUGAAAAGCCAUUUAAGGUAGUGUACCUAUUGUGCACUUUUUUUGGGAAUGUAUUUGUUUUUUUUUUUUGCAAUUCCUGUUAUGUGUGUUCUUCAUUAUUUAUUUUUUUCCACUUAGACCACUGGUCCUCUAUUCAAAUCCUGGAGUGCUGGUCAUUUCAGCUGGGCUCUUGACAACCUGAAAUAGCCGACUGGUGGCUUAGCUGUUUAACUGCUUCUCCCAGCUUUUUAAGGGACUGGUGCCUUAGAGAGUCCUGGAAAAACCCCAGACACCCAGAACCUCCAGGACCAGAAUAACGGACCUCUGACCUGGUCUUAUCAUCCUUCGAGAUGAAGGACUGUCCCACAGACAGCUCCUGAAAAAAUCUACCAAAGCCUGCAGCACACAAAGAAGCUGAUUAAUUUUGCACAAGGCUGAUAAACAGAAUAAAAAAUUUGGGGAAAUGUAUUGCUAUAUUAGCUGAAAAAGUUAUUCUCAGUGGGUUUUUCCUAUCAGACAGAUUUGUUUUCCUUUUCAGUGUUCUUUAGCAAAGAGCUUUGACUCUGUGGCAGAGAAAGAAUAUUUGAAACACUUAAAAAAAACAACUAAUAAUAGGAAAGUGCAAGUACAUCCAACUCCUUUAAUAGAUUGAUUCUCACUCAUACGCACAAAGUCAGCUCUGUAGGAUCAAAAUGAAGUUUAUUGGAAUUAAGCAGUUAAGUGACUUACGAACCAGUCUGACAUCAAGUCUCCUGAAAGUAAUUAGAAUCAGGUGAAUUUAACACAUGGGCAAAUGAAAUUUUCUUUGCCAGUUUUACAGUUCGCUUUUGGCUUAACUGUUAAAACGUUUUACUUGCGGUCAGCUGAGCCAAACUGCAUCAGCCGCCCUGAAUCAAAUUUGAUUUGAUUGUCUGAAGACCAGGCUAAACACAGCCUUUUUCAGCAGUGUGAUAGGAAUGGAUGAAUCUGACUCAUUUAGAUAUUAAAACUGCUUGGUGCUGCACACUAGGGCAUAGUUCUUUUUUUCCUUCGUUUUAAAGUGUUUCUUGAUCGCUCUUGAGAGAGAAAAUGGCUCGCCGGCAUGCUCUUUGACAGCGCGUUCAAGUCAUGCACUUCUGUGGUUCCAAUACGCUACUUCGCAAGUCUGAUCAGAAAUGCACCUAGAAAGGCCAAGAUCACAGGAGAGGAGAGACUAUCCUGGAAGAUACAAAAAGCCUACUUUUCGAGUUAAUUUCUCCCCUUAGUACUGUCUCAAACUGGUACAUUGUUGUUUUCUGCACUGCCUACUUAAUAUUUUAUUUUCUGACUACAGCGCUGUGAAUUUAACGGUCACCUCAGAAGGGAAUUUGUACAUCACAGGAACACGACGCAUAACCUCAGCGUUGAAUGUCCUCGUGGUUUUUUUCGUUGUAACACAUGGAUUUCAUGGAAUGUUCCUCAACGUGAGAGCUCCCUGCCUUUUCAUUGGAGUGGUUUUUAUUAGGUUUGUGUCUGUAAGCGUGAUGAAAUAACAGUAAUUCACCGGCUGGCUGUACACCUACACUUUGUGAAACAAUAUUGUCCUGUAGCCAUCAGUUGGCAUUGAAGUGCCAAAAAACACCCUUUUUGAACCUCUGGGUAUGAAGAGAAUUGAAGAGUUUCAAUUGUCUCUGUGAAGCGCUCUCUGUGCAAGAGCUUAGUCACAAAAGGAGUUAAGUAACCCUAUACACUUACACCAGGAACUUCCAAUCAGACCUAUAUUUUACUUCAUCGGCACUAAAAUCACAAAGAAAUUUUGUACAUUUCAUCUGUAGAAAUUUUUACUUGAGUAUGCCCAUUUUUAAAUUAUUUUUAGGAAAUGUAGGAAAGAAUAUAGAGGGGAAAAUCAGUUUGAAUUUUCCUGCACGCAGUGAUAAUGGUCUAAAUCUUUAUUUGAAGAAACAGACCAAUUUAAGGCCUGUUUUGUGGGGGUAAGAUUCAGGCACUGCAGCUCAUGAUAAAGGCAAUAUUUCCGUGUACUUGGCCAUUUUUCUGUGUAGCACUUGACCGUGAAAUCCAUGUACAUGUAUCGGUCUUGCAACCCAUAAACAAGACGUAUUAAAUGUGUUGCUUUCACGUUCCCAUGCGUAAACUUACUGUACCCAAAUGUGAGUCCACCUGUUUGAUUUGUUUGCAACCAGAGCAGCAGUCUAGUUCUGCAGAAGUAAAGCUGACAGAGGGUUGUCACGGUGCAAAAAUAAGAAGCACACACAGCUGGAAGUCUCUGGGGAGCAACAUGUGGUGGUUGUCCUGAAAAAAGGGCAGCCCGUAUUUAUCAAGAAACAGUCAGUUAACAUGAACAUUAGCAUUUCAAUAAAGAACCAGGUUAGUUUUUAUUACAGUUAAUUUAUUGCACGUGCAACACCCCUCUCAAUGAUGGAGGCCUCAAACAAUUUGUCAUCUAAGCGUAGAUAUUGUCAAACCAUUUUAACAGUAGUUUUCAUAGUAUAGAUUUAUCAGUUUGAUUUAUUGAUUUGCAAGCUAAACAAACCAUAGACCCUGGCAGAGUGCAUUAAACCUGUUCUGUGCAAUGCUGCUGAUAUAUCAGGAAAGGUGUUUGGCCCUAAUUUAAAAAAAGGUUUUUAAGGUAAAUCUGGUUCCUUGAAGCAAUAAACUUUAAUGGGUAGUUUUCUUGCAUACGAUUUCGAACAUUUCUCUUAAGCUCCACGUUUUAUAUUUUGGUCCAUUUAAAAUAAACUCUGUAUCAGGCCUAUUCAAAAACACAGACUGUUUUCUGAUAAAUAGAAGGGGUGGAAUAGAUUUGGGCUGUCGGAUUAGCUAUGAACUGCAGAUUUGUUCAGGAUAGGAUCAUACAAUUCAGGAUCGGUAUAACAUACUCUUGACAUUUCAAUACCGUAGCACAUGGGUCUGAAGAACUGCAGUUUGUAAUAUUUGCAAAGAUAUUCCAAAAAUGCUACUAACGUUAAACAUCCCAGUAAAACCUAAUAGCCAAAUAAAAAAAAAUCAGAAUUGUGUACAGUCCUCUCAAUGGUGCUUUCUGGUAUCUACACAACAAGUGACCUUAAAGGGAACAUAAAGCAAAAGUAGCAUUUGUUUGUUGGUGUGGGUAUUGAGAGAGGAAUAAAGGAAUGAGAUCAGGUUUGUGAAAGAAUAUAUUUUCACUGUGUAUGAGGUCGAGGAGGUCAACCUUAAAAAGUGGGGAAAGUUGAUUUCUGCCUCAUAUUACAGCCAAACAUUUUUGAAGGAAGACCGAGUAUUCAUGUAUUAAACACUUCUAAGAAAAUGCCAGAUGCAGCUUGCAUUUGACCAAUACAUCUGGUCGCCCUGUAAUAUCCCUUUCCUUUUGUUCCUUCCUUGAAAUUUCCUUCAGAAAAAUGUUAGAAUGCCACUGGAAAUCUUAUUUUUCCCAAACCGUUCAGAACAGGGAGAAUUGCAGCAUACUGUUCUUGCUAAAAAAAGCAAUCACAUUGAUAUACUAGUACUCAGAUCAUUCUUGCACAGGGGUUGAGAUCUGAUCUAGAUGGUUCAUUUGUGUUUCAGUGUCAAGAUAUUCUGGACAUUCAAGCAGUGGAAUUUAAAGCAGUCUCAAAGUAUGCCAUUUGAAAUAAACUGGAAUAACAUUUCGCCAUGCCCUUGAUAACUUUCAAUGUCAGCUUAGACUUUAUGUUCCCUUUAAGUGACCUGAAACCGACAAAGACGACUACCUGACAUAACUACUCCCUUUUCUGCUUUGAAUAUUUUUUUCAGAAUUAUUAUCACAGUAAAACAUGGGGUUUUGGUAGUAUUUUUAGAAACGGGAAAAUUAUCAAUUCUAAUAGUAUAAGUAUUUAAUAUAUUUAUAGAGUAGCAGUCUCUAAAUAUUGGGUUUUAAUGGUGAGUUGACAUGAGUGGUAAUGGUUAAAAAUAAAAGUUUGAAAAAAAUUAAUAAAAAGUUAAAAAUCCCAAAAAAAAGACAUAAAAUCAGAUCUAUUUUUUAUCAAUUGCAAAAUGUACUUAAUGGAGCAAAUGUUUUUGUGGAAGAUCUUUUUCACCAAUUUUAAUAGCUAUCAAAACCCUGUCCCGAGGUAAUAGAAGUUAUCUUCUUUUAACAACUUAAAUGGAUGCCAUAGAUUGUGUAUGUUUUUUUUACCAUUUUGUCCAACCAGCGCGUUCACAAAAUGGCUGUGAUUAUGUAUGAAUGUGUUCUGUAUUUUUGAUAGCUAUUAAACUCUACCAAAUCAAGGCUUAAUAACAGGCUGGAAGAGGAGGAUCCCAUUGGGCCACAGUGAAAUCUCCCUUCCUUGGAGAGCCCUUGCUUAGCUUGACUAGUUGGUCUGUGCUGCCAUGCCACCCCUCUCUUAAUUGGAAUAAACAGGCUCCCAUCCUGCAGUGUAAUAAGCCACCAACCCAAGAGUAGCCUGAAUAGGGCAGAGAGUGCAGUACGUUUUCCCUUUUUGCUAAUUAAAACAAAAUGGGGGAAGAAGCAUCAAAAUAUUUCUUCACCUUAUGGGUCCUUUCCAAUUUUCGAAGGGUUUUGAUCGCCAUCCGUCUUGUCGUUAUUGCCCCAGCGGGAGAAGAGGUUCAUACAGAGACACACGCACCGGUACAUUUGUUCUGCCUGGACGUCCGUCGCUUCUGUGGCAGUUGGGUAUUUCCGGCAAGUCUGAUCACUGGUCCAGUAUAUGGGCACAUGAUUAAAGUUGCACUAUUUCAUUUUUGAUAAGAAACUAAUUGGUGCGGAAUAUUUUUAAUUAUGUUGGAUUGCUGAGAAAUACUACUUCUAAGUUCAUGCUGUGUUGUUGAUUGCUGCAGCACCUAAAGGCUAUACUCUUGUGCCUUUUGUUAGCCUCUAUACGAUUCACAGUGCACCUUACUUACUUAUAGUGCUCCAAUAUAGCUUUUUUACACUUCACGUUAGGAUGAAGGGGCUCCUAUAGGCAGAGACGCAGUGUUUUUACAGGAGCAGCAGACUUGCAUCUUGCAAUAUAACCGAGGUUUUGAUUGGAUGACAUCUACCCCUCUCAGUCCAGCCUCUUUCUGGAAUUUUGUUUUCAACUUUGUUUUCAAUAACUUAAGUGGAGUUGGCGUAGUUCAGAAUCGGGCGAGACGGAAACUCUCUGGAAUGGAAUGAACAAAGCAGAAUAAGUUGGAAUCGUGCAUGGAGAAUUCUGCCUGUGCAAAAAUGGGGAAAAAGUGAGAAUCUAUCCCAGUCUCAACAUACGACUGUCAAUUGAAAGGAUAGGAGGAGGGCUGGGAAUGUGCCUCUUCAUCUCGUCUUCAGAAAAAAAAACCCAUUAAGGACGUGAUUUGAAAUCAUAUUUGUAACUGUAGGUUGAUUUACGGAUUGCUGAAAUGUACACACAUUUCAAGCAUUAAAAUAGAUUUUGGGGGAAUAUUUUUGUGUGUUUGCGAUUAUGCCAGGUCUGACCACAGCUUUCCCUUUAUACAGAUCAUAAAAUACCUCUUGAGAUUCUGCAGGAGCUCUGGUUAUAUCUGCUCCUGCUUUUCCAGGUUGGGCACUCUUGCGUCAAUUCUUUGUCUCCUGUUGUCCGCAGAACACAAGCAUGGAAGCACAGAUUCACUACUAUCGAUUUAAUCCCACAACCAUGACCCUCCAGAUAUAUUUUAAACAUGUAGCAGGGAAAGAAGCUUUGUAAGCACUUGUAACUGCUUAGAAUAAGACAAAGGUGGCUUACAAAUUCCUAUACUCAUUGAAUGUACUGUAUUACUGUUUUUAAAAAUAAUAGGAUGAGCUAAUAAUGAUCUAGUCACCUUUUGUUAUUGGUCCUUGUUUAAUUUGUUUAAGGUAUUUUUUGUAUACAAAAGUUUACAUUUUUAUGUAUAUUUUUCUUGUGUACAAAUUAUGUAAUAUGUGUAUAAACACUGUAUGUAAUAUCUGUAUAUAGUGUGACAAAAAUUGAUCUUUGUUUUUGGAUGUACAAAUAAAACUUGCUGUGAGGUAUUCGCUGA